AUGGCCAGCAGUGAUCACAGUACUAAUUGUGUUAAUACCUCAGAUGAGGAGGACUUUUCCUCCAAUGAGGAAUCUAGCUUGGAUAGCAUGGAGACAACAAAAUCUGCACCAGGAAAGCUGAGACCAGAUGAACUUCAAAUCCUCCAAGAUGGUCUAAAUGAUUGGAAGGAAGCUGACACAAACAAAAGGGCCUCACUGAUGGAGGGCAUGCAGGACAAAAUCAAAUGGCUGGAUGCCAACAAGAGCCUCAAACAAAAUGAAUGGAAUAGAAAAUGGACAGCCAUCAAGAACUGGAUGUAUAACAACAGUCAGUCCCAGGCAUGGAAGGCCCUGGUCAAGUAUGGCUCCAAAUGGACAGCCCUAAAGGUGAUCAAGCUGCAGCAUAAGAAGGAUAUCCAACAAGUACUUGUGAAGGCUGGAAUACAUCCCAGUACAUUGGCUAUGAUCAAACACUAUCAGCCAGCUGUUCAGAAGGUAGUCCAGUCAUUGACCAAGGCUGAAUUGGACCAGGCAGCCCAUUUGGCAAAAGAGUGGAACAAGAGAAAGCUGCCACCUGAAGCCCAGGCAGAGGUGGCAACAAGUAAGGGCCAGAAGUAUGCAGAACAGUUUGUGUAUGACAUGUGGAAGCAGUGUGGGAUGAGAGUGGUGAUCAUGUUGGCAUGGAAGGAUAAGGAAGGCAAAGUGAUGGUUGGAGUGAAUGACUUCAAUGAUGAGCUGGGUGAUGGAGAGCUCUAUUCAGAUUGGAAAGACCUUCAUGGAAAGUGGUCAGCCUACUCACAGAAGGCCUUUGGGGCCAAUGGUACAGAGGAUGGCAGCAGAGAGGAUGAGGCCAGUCAAACCACAGUAAAAGCAUGGAAAGGAAAAAAGCAGUCUCAAUUCUCCCUGUCCACCAAUGACAAUGGCACACCCAUUCUUCCAAAUCUCUUGGACUUACAGACACUGGAAUUAAAGGACAUCAUGAGGGUGUUUGUAACCAGCCAUUAUUGCUUGGCUUGUGGGAAGAUGAAUGCCAGUGUACCUUGGGCUGCAAUAGCUGACAACUGGGCAUCCUAUGUGUCUUCCAAGUAUCUUCCUCCCAAUAUCCUGUUCAAAGAGCCCACCAGGCUGACACAUCAUGAACUAAUUGAAACCUUGGAGUUCUGGAAGGAGCAACAGCAGGAGCACCCAGAAGAUGUCUUCUGGUUCCAAAGGUGGAGAUCUCAGGAUGGUUCCUUGGAGGAGCUGGUCACCAAACACCAAUGCUGGUCAGACAAAGCCAAAGGGAAGAGACCCUGGAUGGAAGUAAAUUCUGUUGAUGGCUCCAACUAUGGACAUCACUCAGAGGAGGAACCAGCUCCUCCCACAAAACCUUCCACCAAACAGCAACAGAUAGAUGGUAUGUUGGAGCUGGUCAGAUUCUUUACUGGUAACCCUAACAUGACCUUGGAAUUGUGUGCUGAAGAUCAUCCCACUGGAACAUCCAAUGCACAGGAGGACAACAGACAAUGGAACCAGUCCACAUCAGACCAGCACAAUACGGCUACUGCAUACCCCAAGCCAGCUGACAAUCAUGCCAAUGAUGGUGGUGAUUCAACUGCAAGGAAGCCCAAGCCAAGAAUCAGAUCCAAUGGUCAGUUUCAAUGCACACUUGGUUAA
Molecule: messenger RNA, 1635 nt
Organism: Pisolithus orientalis
Lineage: Eukaryota; Fungi; Basidiomycota; Agaricomycetes; Boletales; Pisolithaceae
Exons: 7
Coding region: 1-1635 (544 amino acids)
Source: RefSeq, a predicted model, not a curated record